Molecule: messenger RNA, 3489 nt
Organism: Adineta steineri
Lineage: Eukaryota; Metazoa; Rotifera; Eurotatoria; Adinetida; Adinetidae
Source: the annotation of a GenBank genome assembly
AUGUCAUCGAUAAUUGAUGACAAUAUUAAAACUAAUGAUUUCGUAAUAACUGGUGUUAGUGGUCGAUUUCCUGAAGCAAAUUCUAUAGAUGAAUUUGCUUAUAAUCUUUUUAAUGGUAUUGAUAUGGUUACAGUUGAUGAUCGUCGUUGGCCAGAAGGACAAUAUGGUCUUCCAACACGUAAUGGAAAAUUAAAAGAAGUUGAUAGAUUUGAUGCUGCUUUUUUUAAUGUUCAUCCAAAACAAGCACAUAAUAUGGAUCCACAAUUACGUCUUUUACUUGAAGUAACCUAUGAAAGUAUUUGUGAUGCUGGAAUUAAUCCAACAAAAUUACGUGGUACAAAAACAGGUGUUUUUAUUGGUGCAAGUGGUUCCGAUGCUCAAACUGCUUUUUCAUCAGAUCCACAAACACUUGAAGGUUAUAGCAUGACUGGCUGUGCAACAUCAAUGUUUGCUAAUCGACUUAGUUAUUUUUUUGACUUCAAAGGACCAUCAUAUACAGUUGAUACAGCUUGUUCAUCAAGUCUUUUAGCACUCGAUUGUGCUUUAAAUGCACUUCGUAGUGGUGCAUGUGAUUCAGCAAUUGUUGGCGGUGUUAAUCUAUGUUUUCGACCUCAGACAUCAUUACAAUUUCUUAAAUUACAAAUGUUGUCAAAUGAUGGUGCAUGUCGAGCAUUUGAUUCAAGUGGAACUGGUUAUGUUCGAUCGGAAACAGUUGCAACUGUAUUUAUACAAAAACGUCAAGAUGCUAAACGUUUAUAUGCAACAGUAUUACAUUCAAAAACAAAUACAGAUGGAUGGAAAAAAGAUGGUAUUACAUUUCCAAGUGGUGCCAUGCAAAAAACUUUACUUGAAAAUAUUUAUAAUGAAAUACACCUUGAUCCUAAUCUUGUCGGUUAUGUUGAAGCACAUGGUACAGGAACACGUGCUGGUGAUCCACAAGAAAUAAAUUCAAUUGCACAAGUAUUUUGUAGUAAACGUAAACAACCAUUAUUAAUUGGUUCAACAAAAUCAAAUAUGGGUCAUCCUGAACCAGCAUCCGGUGUUGCUGCUUUAGCAAAAUUACUUGUUGCUAUACAAGAUGGACAUUUACCAGCUAAUUUACAUUACAAUUCACCAAAUACAGAUAUACUAGGUCUUACUGAUGGACGUCUUAAAGUUGUCACAGAAAAAACUGAAUUACCAAAUAAUUUAAUGGCAAUAAAUUCAUUUGGUUUUGGUGGUGCUAAUGUUCAUGCUGUUCUUGAUGUAAAUCGUAAUCGAAAAGAAAUUGAAAAUUCUUCACGAAAUGAAACACGUAUUGCAAUUACUUGUGCACGCACAGCUGAUGGAUGUGAAAAUAUUCUUAAACGUUUAAAACAAUCAGAAAAUAAUAUUGAAUUACAAGCAUUAAUGACAGAAAAUUCGUUUCAUCCAUCUCAUACACAUCCAUAUCGUGGUUUUACUCUUUUAAAUUCUUCAGAAUCAUCAACCAUAGUUCAGAAAUGUAAUAAUGAACGACGACCAAUAUGGUUUAUAUUUUCUGGUAUGGGUACACAAUGGUCUGGUAUGGGUCGUGAUUUAAUGGAAUUAAAAUUAUUUCGUCAAUCAAUCGAAAAAAGUGUAGCUGUACUUGAAAAAUAUAAUAUUGAUUUAUUUAAACUUAUUUUACAAUCAACACCAACUGAUCUUGAUCAACCAAUAAAUAGUUUUGUUUCAAUUGUUGCUAUACAAAUUGCAUUAGUUGAUUUUUUAAAAACUAUGGGUGUACAACCAGAUGGAAUUCUUGGACAUAGUGUUGGAGAAUUAGGUUGUGCUUAUGCUGAUGGUUGUUUUACAGUUGAAGAAACAAUUUUAGCUGCUUAUUUUCGUGGUAAAUGUAUUCAAGAAGCAAAUCUUCCGGCAGGUGCUAUGGCUGCUGUUGGUUUAACAUGGGAAGAAUGUAAAGAAAUGUGUCCAUCAGAUAUAUCACCAGCUUGUCAUAAUGCAAUUGAUACAGUAACAAUCUCAGGUCCAAAACAAAGUGUUGAAAAUUUUGUUGCUGUACUUAAAGAAAAAAACAUUUUUGCUAAAGAAGUUGCUUGUAAUCAAGUUGCUUUUCAUUCACAUUAUAUGAUGGAAAUUGCACCAUUAUUAAGAAAAUGUUUAGAAAAUGUUAUUCAUAAUCCAUCUAAACAACGUUCAUCAAGAUGGAUAUCAUCAAGUGUACCUGAAAAUCGUUGGAAUACACCAUUAGCAUCAACAUCAUCACCAGAUUAUCAUGUAAAUAAUUUAUGUAGUCCAGUUUUAUUUCAAGAAGCAUUAAAAUAUAUUCCAUCCAAUGCACUUACAAUUGAAUUAGCACCACAUUGUCUUCUUUUAGCUAUUAUUAAACGAUCAUUAAGUACAGAUUGUGUACAUUUAAAUUUCAUAAAACGUGGUACACAUAAUCAUAUAAAUUAUUUUUAUACAAACUUAGGUAAACUAUAUAAUGAAGGUGCAAAUAUAGAUAUUAUGAUAAAUUAUCCUCAAAUUGAAUAUCCAGUACCAGUUAGUGUUCCAUUUAUAUCUCCUUUGAUAGCAUCUCAAUGGGAUCAUUCACAACAAUGGAAAAUUCCAACAUUUGAAAUGUUUACACAAUCAGGUUCAGCUCAACAAGCUAAACAUGAAAUUGAUCUUAAUGAUAGCAGUGAAUAUUCAUUUAUAAUUGGACAUCAAAUUGAUGGUCGUUGUUUAUUUCCUGCAACUGGUUAUCUUGUUUUAGUAUGGAAAACAUUUGCUAAAUUACAUAAUUAUGAAGAUUAUCGUCAAAUGUCUGUUUUAUUUGAACAAGUACAAAUACAUCGUGCAACAAUAUGUUCAUUAACAACAAAACUUAUUUUUUAUGUUAAUAUUUUACCAACAAAUGGUACAUUUGAAAUUAUUGAAAAUAAUACAAUUAUUGUUACUGGAAAAAUCUCAUUAAGUGAACAAUUAACAAUGCAAAAAUUUCAUAAACAUGAUGAAAUUAAUUCAAAAGAUAAUAAUUAUUUACAAACAAAUGAAAUUUAUCGAGAUUUUAAUCUUCGUGGUUAUGAAUAUUCAGGUUUCUUUCGUGGAAUUAAACAAAUAAAUAUUGAUGGAACAAAUGGUGAAUUAACUUGGAAUAAUGAUUGGAUAUCCUAUCUUGAUACAAUGUUACAAGUACAUCUUAUACCAUCAAAAGGUUUACAACUACCAACACGUAUUGAUUCAUUACGUAUUGAUCCAAAAUUACAUGUAGAAUCAAUAUCAUCAUCAUCAUCAUCAACAUGUUCAGUUUAUGUUGAUUAUUGGAAUAGUCUUUGUUUUUCAGGUGGUAUUGAAUUAAUUGGUUUACAUUGUACAGGUACAUCGAAAAAAAAUAAACAACAAAAUACGAUACUUGAAUCAUAUUUAUUUACACCAUUUAAUAAUGAAACUAUUGAUAAUGAACUUAAUAGUUGUUUAUAUUUAAUACUUGAAAAUACAUUAACAACAACAUUAUCUUUAUGUCAAUUGGAAAUGAAAAAUUAA